Molecule: messenger RNA, 486 nt
Organism: Prunus armeniaca (apricot)
Lineage: Eukaryota; Viridiplantae; Streptophyta; Magnoliopsida; Rosales; Rosaceae
Source: the annotation of a GenBank genome assembly
AUGAGUGCUGUGAAGCUUGAGAGUGAAACAAUGGCUGAUGGUGUGUCUCAGUUGCAGAAGCAGUUGGUUGACUACACAGCUUCACUGUUUGAUGAGGCAUUUCUGGAUGAACAGUUCAACCAGCUUCAGCAACUGCAAGAUGAGAACAACCCAGACUUUGUAGUUGAAGUUGUGUCUCUUUUCUUCAAAGAUUCUGAAAGGCUUGUGGAUGAACUGACCAAAGCUCUAGAUCAGCAGACUGUUGACUUUAAACUUGUGGAUAAAAAUGUUCACCAAUUGAAGGGUAGCAGCUCCAGCAUUGGUGUUCAGAGAGUUCAGAGGGCCUGCAUUGCAUUUCGUGACUGCAGUGAGGAGCAGAAUGUUGAAGGGUGCCUAAAGUCUCUCCAGCAUGUGAAGCACGAGUAUUCUCUUGUGAAAAAUAAGCUGGAAACUCUUUUCAAGCUGCAGAAACAGCUUUUGGCCGCCGGCGGUCCACUGCCAAGGUAA